Molecule: messenger RNA, 3813 nt
Organism: Dictyostelium discoideum AX4
Lineage: Eukaryota; Evosea; Eumycetozoa; Dictyosteliales; Dictyosteliaceae
Exons: 1
Coding region: 1-3813 (1270 amino acids)
Source: RefSeq, a predicted model, not a curated record
AUGGCACCAAAAAGAAAACCAACUCAAAUUAUCCAACCACAAAUUAAUACAAUAAUAAAAAAAGUUGAAAAAGAAGAAGAAAAUGAAGAAUUAAAAAAAUCAAAUUAUUUUGAAUUAUUAUUUUGGAAGGUAUUUAGAAAUGGUUAUUUAUUUUCAGAAAUUUUUGAAAAGAUUCAUUCAACAGAAUGGAUAAUUUAUGAAAAGUUUCAACAAUACCAUUUUUUAAAUAGAAUUAAAUUUAAAUAUAUUUUAUCAUUAGAUUUGAUGAUUGAAAAGAAAUUAUUCCAAUUAUUAAAAUGUAAAUUAAUAGCAAAUGAACAAAUUGAAAUUAACAAACAUUCAUUAAACUCUUUUUUAUCAAUUAAAAAUAAUGAUUUUGAAAUUUUCAAUACAUCAUUUAAAGAAUUAUUUCAAUUAUUAUUAAAAAAUAAAAGUAAUGAAUUAUUGUCAUCAUCAUCAUCAUUACCAAUCGUUAAACUAUCAAUAAAAGCAAAUAAUAUAGAAGCAUUGGAAAUAUUGGUGAAUCAACCAUACAAUUAUCAAAUACCAGAAAGUUCAUUACUAUUAGUAGAAUGUAAUUCAUCAACUUUUUCAUUUAUUUUAUCAUCAUAUCAAAAACAAAACAAAAUAGUAUCAGAUGACUUUAAAAAUAAUUUUUUAAACGAGUUAGCUGUAAAUGGUGGUGCCAUUAAUGAUGAUAGUGAAUAUCUUAAAAAGUUAUCAAUACUAUUAGAUAAUUUUCCUGAUUUUUAUAAUUUACCAAAAGAUCCAAACUCAACAACGACGACAAAACCAACUGAAGAAUCUGAAAAAAGAGUUAAAAAAAUAAAAACCAAACAACAAGUUGAUGUUACUGAUUGGAAAAUAAAUAUAAGAAUUAAAAAACUCGAUGAAUUUGAAAUAAUUAAUAAAUUAGCUGAUACUGGAAUCUUUAUCUUUACUAAUCAAUGCCCAUCAUUUGAAAACAUUGAUUCAAAUGAAAAAUUAAUAUGUUUUUUAAAAAUUAUUGGUUUUAAACAAGAAAUGAUAGAUCAUACAAUUUUGGAUAUUAAAUGCAGUAGUAAUAAUAAUAAUAAUAAUAAUAAUGGUACAGAUUUAGAUGAUCAAAAAUUAUUUAAAGAAUUAAGUAAUCAAUUAAUUUUAAAUUCCACUCAACAAUGGUACUUUGGAGAUUUAAUUCUAUGGUAUUUAAAUAAAUAUGAUGAAUUUGAAGAUAUUCAUAUUCGAAAUUUAAAACCUGAAGAUAUUUCAAAAAUAUUAAAAUAUUGUAUUCAAAAUUUUAGUAUAAAUAUUUUAAAUUGGUUUGUAAAGAAUUUUAAUCAUUUAGAUCAUUUUACAAAUGGUGAUGAUAUCAACAAAUCAGAUAAAAAUAAUAGUAAAAGUAAUGAUUUAAAAGAAAUUCAAAAAUCUAAAUAUAUUGAUUUUAUUAGAAUAUAUACAUCACUACAUACUAAAUAUCAUAAUAAAAAGAUAAACGAUUACAUUUUCGAUAAAAAACAUAAGAUUUUAGAAUUUAAUCAAGAUUAUCAACUUGCAAAUAAAUCAAUAUCAUCAAAAUUUAAAGGUUUUAAAACUUUUCCAUUACAUCAUGAAUCUUUAGAUGAAAAACUCAAAUUUGCAAAAGAAAUUUCUCUUGGAAAUAUUGAAAAAUUAAAAACUUUAUCAAUAGAUCAUUUAAAUAAUUACUAUCAAACAUCAGAUUUAUCAAAAUUAUCAAAUGAUCAAUUAUUGAAAGUAUUCAAUUUCCUCAAUGAUAAUGAUAUAUUUAGUAAAUUUAAUAAACAUGGAUUCCUUUCUUUUUUAAAUCAAUUUUUUAAAUGUUAUAAUAAUAAUAAUAAUAAUAAUAAUAAUAAUAAUAAUAAUAAUAAUAAUAAUAAUAAUAAUAAUAAUAAUAAUAAUAAUAAUAAUAAUAAUAAUAAUAAUAAUAACCAACAACAUAAAAAACCAUCAUUAUCUUCAUUGGAUAUUAAAAUUAAUUUUAAUUCAAUAGCAGAAAAUACAAUUCAUUUAUUGUUAAAUUCAAUUGGAUUUUUUUAUGAUAAGGAAAACAGUGAAGAUGAUAAUUAUAUAUUUUUAUGUAAUCCUGAUAAUGUGGAAUUAAUAUUCAAUAAUUUUGAUUUACAUAAUCAUAUUAAACUUUUAGAAUCAAUAGUAAAGAAAAAAGAAAUUAAAAGAGAAAUUUUUAGAAUUAAUUUUAAAGUUUGUACAAAAAAAGAAAUACCAAAUUUUAUUGAAUCAAUUAUUAAAUUUUUGGAAUUGUUUUUUGAGAAAUCUUAUUUAAAUAUUAAAUCAAGUCAAAUAGUUAUUAAAUUUAUAAAUGUUUUAUAUGCAUCAAUUAUUCAAACUAAAUAUAUUUCAAAAGAAAUUGUUAAAAAGGUAUUCAAAUUAUUAACAGAUUAUGCAUUUCCAGUUGAGCAAACUUUAUUUCACUCAUUUUUCUAUCUACAUAUAAAAUCACCCAAAUUUAUUAGAUACAUUUUCGAAAGACCAGGUAUGGAUUAUUUUUUAGAGUGUCUAGGUGGGUCGUAUGAAUCAUAUGAUUGUAAUGAUCCAGAGUCUAUGCAAGCUGGAGGAGAAAAAAAAGAUGAAUACUAUUUCAACAUUAAAAGAUACUUAGAUCCUUCAAUCUUUACAUUUAAUUUCAUUUUUAAUAAUUCAUUUGAUCAUGUAUUGGAAAUGUUGGUAAAUAAAUUAUCACUUACACCAAUUGAUGAAAAGUUAACAUGUGUUGAUGGAUAUGAAAUUGGUGCUCGAAAUUAUUUAAAUGAUAAAUUAAACAAAGAUUUAGAAUAUUUUUUAACAAUAAGAAGAGUAGAUUUAUUUUUCAAACAUUUAGAAUUCAUUCAAUCAUUAUUGGAUAAAGAUGGUUUCAAAGUUGGUGGUUUCCCAAAUAAAGUUGAAACAAAUUUAUUUUCAUCAUCACUUUAUUAUAUUGGCGAUAAUAAUAAUGAAAAUAAUAAAUCCAAUUUUGAUAUUGGUGGCCCAUUCAAAUACUUUAAAAUAUCAGAAAAUGUUAUUGGAAUGGCAAUUUUCAUUUUAAAUUUAAAUCAACUUAAAGAAUUCAUUCAAUUUAAUAAAUAUUAUCCAAGUUUUAUUAAUAUAUUAUUUAAUACUAAAAAUUAUAAUGAAUUAUUUAAAUGUGGUAAUACUUUACCAAAUUUAACAGAAACUUUAGAUUACAUUCUCAAUAAUUAUCAUUACCAAUCAUUUGAUCCUUUCUUUAAUAAAGAUUCUACUUUUAUUUCAAAUAAAUUAGACCAAUCAAAAUUAAUUUCACUAUCAAAAAUGGAAAAAAUCAAAAACAAAAAUAAUAAUAAUAAUAAUUUUCAAAUUAAUAAUUUAUUAUCUUCAAUUAUAAUUUCAAUUCUUUUAAAACCAAAAUAUCAAAAAUUAUACAAAAAUUUCAUUAAAAAUAAUGAAAAUAAAAAAAUAAAUGUCAUCAAUCAAAUUAUUGAUAUUUUUAAUAAAUUAAUUGAAACUAGUCAUCAUAAAGAAGAAGAUGAAGAAAAUGAAGAUGAUGAUGAUGACGAAAAUGAAGAAAAUGGUGUUGAAAAUGAAAAAAUGGAUGAAGAGGAGGAUGAUGAUGAUGAAGAUGUUAAUGAAAAACAUGAUGAAAAUAAAUCAAUGGCUUUAGAAAAAUUAUUUAAAACUGAUAAUAAAUUAAUUGAAAUCAUCAAUGAAAAAUUUUCAAACCAAGUUGAUGAUAAACAAUUCAAAAGAUUAUUUUCUGACUAUAGUUCAUUAGUUAAUAAUCUUGAAGAACAAAUUUUUAAAAGCCAAUUAAAGGAAUGCAACAAAUCCAAUGCUAAUUAA